Messenger RNA from Globicephala melas (long-finned pilot whale), 4908 nucleotides. It is a transcript of the gene ACKR2, whose product is annotated as atypical chemokine receptor 2. Gene Ontology annotation, biological process: G protein-coupled receptor signaling pathway; calcium-mediated signaling; cell chemotaxis. The record is from RefSeq and is a predicted model, not a curated record. Lineage: Eukaryota; Metazoa; Chordata; Mammalia; Artiodactyla; Delphinidae. Gene Ontology annotation, cellular component: membrane; external side of plasma membrane. Gene Ontology annotation, molecular function: C-C chemokine receptor activity; C-C chemokine binding.
CACUCAGGCCGGGUGAGGGAUGGGCACGGAGUGCGGGGCGAGCCUUCGGCGGCAGAGGCCUGCGUGACGUUGCACCAGCCUGAGGCACGCCGUGCGUUCUCCCGGGGAAGUUGUCCCUGGAUCACGGGACCCUGGCAGUGGCGGGCUGCACAGGCUCCCAGGAGGGGCGAUGUGGACAGUGACCUAGGCUCGCACACAGGCUUCUUGUUGGCGGCAGCAGCAGCAGCCUUAGCAUCUCAUGCCCGUCUCUGGGGUCCGCGCUCUUAGUCGCAGCUCGCGCCCGUCUCUGGAGCUUCUUUAAGCAGCGCUCUUAAUCCCCUCUCCUCGCGCACCAGGAAACAAAGAGCAGCUGACCCAGAUCUCUGUCAGAAAGUUGAACAGGUACAAAAAGAGGAACCUAUAACCAGAUACUCAAAGCCAGUUUGGAAAACACGAAGUAGUCUGUAAACUUGGUAAGAUACUACUGAAGACCUUUCCAAAUGCAUGGGAACCUAGAAGAGGCAUAAGGGAACUGGAGCUGCCCAGCAUCACGUGAUGUAAAGACUUAAGGAUCUUCACAGCCUGUCAUUUUGGUCACUGGAACUACUAUCUAACAACCAUGGUUUCAAAUUUUGAUUUUGCAUCCGUUACCUGUCAGCCUGUUUAAAAUGGCUGCAAGGCGCCACCCCGGAAGAUUCUGAUUCAGAUGGUCUGGGGCAGGGCCCAAGGAAUCUGUAUCUUAAGAAGACCCCUUCAAGAGAUUCUGGUGCACAGGGAAGCAAGAGAACCCCUGGUAUACAGAACUCAAAUACGAUUAUCAUGCUGGGGCGUGGUACCGCUUCAAUCCAUCAUAACUUUUCAUCCAAACUGGUCUGGGUACUUCCGAAAGCAGAGAUUCCUUCCAUAGGGAUUACCCCGAAGAAGGAAAUAACUGCUUCCCGCACAGGUAAAACAAAAGAGGCGAAUAAACCUGCCGAAUCAUUUCGGCUGCUUCCAAUACUAAUCCCCUGCUAUGUUUUGUAAUUUCUAAUCUGGCAGGUUUACUUUUCCAGGAGAAAUGUAAAUUACGGCAGAGAUGCUUGAUACAUGCCCGGGUCCUUGUUAACCUUCCUAGGGCCGAAGAGGGUCGCCAAACGUGGAACGGAAUAGCGGCCCGGGGAGAAGAUGAAGCCGAUGGCAGGAAGGUCGUUUGGUUUUACGCCCUCCUCUCAAUCCUUCAACUUUCCUCCCCUCUCUCUUCUUGUGACCUUGUCAGGACUCCGUGACCUUGUCAGGACUCCAUGGCCUGAGCGCCCGCCCUCUCAAUCCCUCCUCACCCACCCCGCUCUACGAGUUCCCCGAAGUCGGCCCCAGCCCCGUCCCUCCCCAGCUCCAUCCGCGAGGCUUCGCUCCUCAAGCCUUUGCUGCAUCCCCUCAUAGGCUCCGUACGCCCUCACCAGCCUCCCCUGCACCGCGAGGUGGGACCUGAGCCCCGCCAACCAGACUUCGCCCCCUUCAGCCCAGGCAUCGCCCCCACUCCCAGUCCUGCGAUCCUCAACCCUCCCAAGGUGCUCUCAGCCUGGCCCAGCGCGGCCUCACUUCUUCCCAUCCCACUGCCCGGCGUCCCCCGCUCCCAAAACCCCGGCAUGCAUCACUUACAACUGCACGACGUCGCAGGUUCCUACCGGCUCCUACCAGCUGCUGACCCACCUCGCGCACCAGCAGUCUGCCCGGCUUUUCCCAGUUCCGCCCACAGCUGGCCUCAGCCAAUCAGAAGCCAGUGGCUGGUACGCCAGUGUCGGUGCCGGCGGGUAAUUUGACUAGAUUACGCAAAGAAAGAAUUGAUCACUGGAAGCAAAAGCUUUCUGUUCACCACAGGUGAACAGCUCUUUCCACCAGACAGGAUAAACACGAUUUUCCACCUGGGCUCCGCAGCUGGCUCCUGGUACUUGGUAUGAUGGAGAGUACCGUGGUUAUGCAUGAACGUUGGGUUACAAGCACCCUGGCAUCAGAACCUCUGUUAAACAUUUUCGCCCACAGCACCUGAUGGUGUGCUGCACAUGGAAAAUACUUGUUGACUCAAGACUAUCUCUCUGCAGAGGAAAUACAGAGAGCAGAGAAACGUGUUAAACAGCACCGUGAGGAUGCAACCAGCACAGUCCAGAUGCCGGGAAAUUUACGUACAGGAUAAACAACCAAGUUGCAAGGAAAAGCAAAACGAUAGAGGUGGAGAGGGAACCUACAGAUCUAAAAAUACUUAAAUAUAUAUAUCAACCACUAACGGCUCUGUUGUGAGCACCGGUUUCCAAGCCCUACACGAUGUCGUCUUUGCUUGGAGCCUGAGGGUGCGUGCAAGCUGCUGCUGUUUGCCGUCCCUGACCUCGGGCUGGCCAGGCAUCCUGGCUUCAGUCAUGUCCUCAUGGGCAAAGUCCCAGAGCCAAUAACAGUGUUCCAGCUGAUGGAGUACGGAUGUCAUCGGGUCCGACCCUCUACAACUGCUCUCCAGAGAAGCCCCAGGGAGUAAAGUCUUUGUGUCCAGCAGCACUGGGAGCAGUCUUAGGUAAAAAGCUCCAGCACUGGAUGUGUCCUCCCGCCAUGGCCGCCACCGCCUCUCCUCUGCCACCCAGCACCAAGGUGGCCAGUUCUGAGAACAGCAGCUCCUUCUAUGACUAUGAGUACUUCCUGGGCGACGUGGCCUUCAUGCUCUGCAGGAAGGACGAGGUGCUGUCGUUUGGCAGAGUCUUUCUGCCACUCUUCUAUGGCCUGAUCUUUGUGCUGGGCCUCAGCGGGAACCUCCUUCUCCUAGUGGUCUUGCUCCGGUAUGUGCCUCGAAGGCGGAUGACCGAGAUCUAUCUGCUGAACCUGGCCAUCUCCAACCUCCUGUUUCUGGUGACGCUGCCCUUUUGGGGCAUCUCUGUGGCCUGGCAUUGGGUCUUUGGGAGUUUCUUAUGCAAGGUGGUGAGCACCCUCUACACCAUUAACUUCUACAGCGGCAUCUUCUUCAUUAGCUUCAUGAGCCUCGACAAGUACCUGGAGAUUGUUCACGCUCAGCCCCACCACCGGCUGAGGACCCGGGCCAAGAGCCUGCUCCUCGCAGCUGUCGUGUGGGCUGUGGCCCUGGCUGUCUCCAUCCCCGACAUGGUCUUUGUGAGGACGCAGGAAAACGCCCCAGGCGUGUGGGACUGCUUUGCGGAUUUUGGGGGGCACGGGACCAUCUGGAAGCUCUUCCUCCGCUUCCAGCAGAACCUCCUGGGGUUUCUCCUCCCCCUGCUUGCCAUGAUCUUCUUCUAUUCCCGCAUUGGCUCCGUCUUGGCCAGGCUGAGGCCCCCAGGCCAGAGCCGGGCUCUGAGGAUGGCCAUAGGCCUGGUGGUGGCCUUCCUUGUGCUGUGGUUCCCGUACAACGUCACCUUGUUUCUGCACUCGCUGCUGGACCUGCAAGUCUUUGGGGACUGCAAGGUCAGCCAGCACCUGGACUAUGCGCUGCAGGUGACAGAGAGCAUCGCCUUCCUCCACUGCUGCUUCACCCCCGUCCUCUAUGCGUUUUCCAGCCGCCGCUUCCGCCAGUACCUCAAGGCUUUCCUGGCCACUGUGCUCAGACGACACCAGGCUCCUUACCUUGCCCAGACCCCACCGUCCAGCUAUUCUGAGAGUAGUAGGCUCAGUGGCCAAGAAGAUAUAACUGGCAUGAAUGACCUCGGGGAGAGGCAGGCUGAGGACUCCCCCAACAAGGGGGACACAAGGAAAAAUUCAGCCUGAGUGGCCACACCACAGUCCAUGAGAGCAGAUGGGACCCAGCUCAGCUGUGCGUCCACCAAAGUCCUCCCUUCAGAGGUCUCAGUGACCAUGUUGCUAAACCAGUCAGUUCUUGGUCCUCAGCCAUCAGCAGCGUUCACUGUCUCCUGUCUUCUCCCUCCUCUUUCUCCACUGCCUUCCAGGACUCCAUACUCGCUGGCCUGAAUGGCUGCCGUAGUUUUCCAGCUGACCUCUGUGCUUCCUAUCCUCGUGCUCUCAUCCAAUCUACACCCAGCAACCAGAGUAACCACAACACCCUCAGCCAUCUCUCCCAUCCCCCUCAGAGUAGCCCGAGGCCUGCCACCCACCAGACUUCCGCCUUCCCUGUGGCUCAGCUGGGGGAAUAUUACUGCAAGACUGUUUGCUAUCACAGCCUUGAAGGUGGAUCCAGGGUCUGGCAGUCAGGAGGGGCUGGAGGUGCUCCACACAUGGGAGUCUGCGGGUGGGAGGCAGAGUGAACACGUGUUCCUGGUGGUCCAGGAGCAUCUGCCUCCCUCUGCCUCCCACGCUCCCUCUCAGGAGGCCUCAGGGCUCCCUAGACCCUGCACUAUCAAGUCCAGAACGUUUGUCCAAUUUAAGCCUGGAGCUUUCACAAUUAGAAUCCCAUACACCGUUUCACGCUUGUACUCCUUCACCUCCCUUUUCAUUUCCUGGUUGCCACGCCCAUUGUUCUUUCCUGCAGGUUCCAGUCUUUGCUUUUGCGCUUUCUGGCUCCCUUAUGGAACAGGGAUCAUUUUCCAGCCAGGUAUCCCCUCACCCUUGUCGUGUAACUGAAUCCUACUUGCUCUGGGAAACCACUCCGGGGUCACUCUGCCCUGUGCUUAGGGUGGAGGUUGGGUAGAGCAUGGGUCUUUGAUCAGUGAUGACCUUAUGUUUCCCUGGCACAGUGAUUCAUUUAUGGAUGGACACAUGACCCAGGCAGAGCUUGUGAAAUGUUACGUGACUAGAGCAUGCUAGAACAGAGGCAUGAAACUGAAGCCAAGGGGAUGUGAGGUCUGGAGCUGCUCCUUCAUUGGCUCAAACUUCAGAAGGUGAGGUGACAGCAGUGAGUGAGCAGAUCCUGGGGGCAGCGCUCGAGCCCUAGAAUCAAGGCACGGCUGAAGCUCAUCCCAAGCCUGGACUUGACAGUGACACGAACCAAUAAAUUCUUUUCCAGUU